AUGCCUCCUCCCCUACCCUCGUCACAUCGCGGUAUGACCGCCAACCCCUUGAAACCCGUGAAACGAUACAGACCUGGGAAACCGAUCGCAGAAGAGCCCUCUUCGUCCGAGGAAGAGGAAGAAAACGAAGACGAACAGGCCAAGGAACAAGAGCGGCGCAGACAGGCGGAAGCGCUUCGUCGCCAACAACGACUGCAGGCGCCUAAGGCGACGUCAUUUCCUACUGGUGCUGCUGCAGGGAAUGGUAUUACUCGUGGUGUUCAGAGUGUGAGGAUUGAAGACGAGGAUGAGGAGGGUUUUGUGACGGAGGAAGAAGAAGAGGAAGGCAAAGAUGUGAAGAAACCGCUACAGCAUGUUGGGGCUGGUGUCGUUCCUACGGCUGCUGGGGUUGAGAGUGAAGAAGAAGAGGGAGAGGAAGAGGAGGAAGAGGAGGAAGAGAGCUCCGAAGAAGAGAGCAGUUCCGAGGAAGAAGCACCCCGGAGACUCCUCCCACGUCCUACAUUUAUCAAGAAGGAUAAACGGAACAAUGGAACACCCACGCCAGGGACGGCGAUUGCAGGAGCAGAUACGGUAGCAGAGGCAGAAGCUCGCAAGGCCCAGCGACAAGAAAAAGCAGACAUGUUAAUCCGCGACCAACUGGAAAAGGAGGCCAUUGCACGUUCCGCAGCGAAUCGAGCCUGGGAUUAUGAUGAAGCCGCCGAAGUAGGAGAAGAGGGCGCUCUUGAUGACAGGGACGGACUCGACCCAGAAGCCGAGUACGCAGCAUGGAAACUGCGUGAACUCAAGCGCAUAAAACGCGAACGAGAAGCGAUCGAGGCAGCGGAGAAAGUGCGCGAAGAGAUCGAACGGCGUCGAAACCUAACGGCUGAAGAACGCGAGCGUGAAGAUAGAGAGUUCAUCGCGAAGCAGAAAGAGGAACGCGACGCAACCCGCGGCCAGACGGGAUUCAUGCAGCGAUACUUCCACAAGGGGGCCUUCUACCGGGACGAUCUGGAGCGCGAGGGACUCGAUAGACGGAAUGUAAUGGGCAGCAGAUUCGUCGACGACGUCGCCCGUGAAACUCUACCCGAGUAUAUGCAGAUUCGGGAUAUGACCAAACUCGGCAAGAAGGGUCGCACGCGGUACAAGGAUCUCAGGACGGAAGAUACGGGUCAUUUCGGUGAAGGGUUCGACUAUCGUCGACCUCGAGGGCCUGGUCAUGAAGGGCCUCCGAUCGGCGUCACUGACGAACGGUUCUUGCCUGAUCGCCCUGAGAAGAAGGGCCCCACGGGCGCCAAUGCUAGUACCGUCAGAACAGAGCGCCGGAGACCGUCACGAUCGCGCUCACCACCCUCGCGGCGAAGGUCUCGGUCUCGGUCCUAUUCACCUAGACGGGAUCGGCAUCAAGACAGGCGCGAUGACCGUCGUGACCGUCAUGGAGAUAGGGAUCGGGAUCGGGGUCGAUAUAGAUAUGACGGCGGCAGUAGAAGGAAACGGAGCCCUUCUCCAUACGAUGACCGCGAGAAGCGACGACGGGUCGAGGCAGUUUCAUGA
Monascus purpureus is the source of this 1533-nucleotide messenger RNA. The record is from the annotation of a GenBank genome assembly. Lineage: Eukaryota; Fungi; Ascomycota; Eurotiomycetes; Eurotiales; Aspergillaceae.